This is a messenger RNA of Toxotes jaculatrix (banded archerfish), 4666 nucleotides long. It is a transcript of the gene pparab, whose product is annotated as peroxisome proliferator-activated receptor alpha b. Gene Ontology annotation, biological process: regulation of lipid metabolic process; hormone-mediated signaling pathway; negative regulation of transcription by RNA polymerase II. Gene Ontology annotation, molecular function: RNA polymerase II cis-regulatory region sequence-specific DNA binding; nuclear receptor activity; zinc ion binding. The transcript has 7 exons. NCBI's taxonomy places the organism in Eukaryota, Metazoa, Chordata, Actinopteri, Toxotidae. Bases 220 to 1626 code for a protein of 468 amino acids. The record is from RefSeq and is a predicted model, not a curated record. Gene Ontology annotation, cellular component: nucleus.
GUGGUGGGGGAUUUUUGACAGCGGUAGCGCUGUUGGGAAACAAACAAGGACGUGGUCGGGGUCUGGGGGGGACUGUUUUUCCCUCCUCGCUUGCUCUCUCGAUCUUGCACCGACCACUUCUCACCCCAGCGAGAUUUCCGAGGAUAUGGCGGCUUCGGACUGGGCUGUUUAUUGCAAGUCUGAUGAGUGAGAGUGCUGGCAGCCUGCUCCUCCACCGCGAUGGUCGACAUGGAGAGCCACUACCAUCCCCCUUCUCCCCUGGAGGACACGGUGCUGGACAGCCCCCUGUGUGCCGAUGACGACUUAAUGGGCAGCAUAGAGGAGCUACAGGACAUCUCCCAGUCCAUCGACAACGAUGCACUCAGCUCCUUUGACGUCCCUGAAUACCAGUCCUCCAGCAACGGCUCAGAAGGUUCCACUGUCUUAGAUGCCCUGACGCCAGCGUCCAGCCCCUCAUCAGUUGUUUACGGAUUGGUGGCGGGCCAAGAGGAGUUCUCAUCCUCCUCAUCGCUUAAUCUGGAGUGUCGAGUGUGUGCUGACCGCGCCUCGGGCUACCACUACGGAGUCCAUGCGUGUGAAGGCUGCAAGGGUUUUUUUCGGCGGACCAUCCGUCUGAAGCUGGAGUAUGACAAGUGUGAGCGCCGCUGCAAGAUCCAAAAGAAGAACCGCAACAAGUGCCAAUACUGCCGCUUCCAGAAGUGCCUGUCAGUGGGCAUGUCCCACAACGCCAUCCGUUUUGGUCGGAUGCCUCAGUCGGAGAAGCUAAAGCUGAAGGCGGAGAUGGUGACAGGGGACAAGGAGGUGGAAGACCCUCAGCUAGCUGACCAGAAGACGCUGGCCAGGCAGAUUUAUGAGGCCUACCUCAAAAACUUCAACAUGAACAAGGCUAAGGCUCGAACCAUUCUCACCGGCAAGACCAGCACCCCUCCUUUCGUCAUCCAUGACAUGGAGACCCUCCAGCUGGCAGAGCAGACGCUGGUGGCCAAGAUGGUUGGCUCUGCGGGAGUGCUGAAGGACAGGGAGGCGGAAGUUCGGAUUUUCCACUGCUGCCAGUGCACAUCGGUGGAGACUGUCACUGAGCUCACAGAGUUUGCAAAGUCUGUCCCUGGGUUUUCAAGCCUGGACCUCAAUGAUCAGGUGACUCUUUUGAAAUAUGGAGUAUAUGAGGCUCUCUUCGCCAUGCUCGCCUCCAGUAUGAACAAGGACGGGCUUCUUGUAGCGUAUGGCUCGGGCUUCAUCACCCGGGAAUUCCUCAAGAGCCUGCGACGUCCAUUCAGUGAUAUGAUGGAGCCAAAGUUCCAGUUUGCCAUGAAGUUUAACUCACUGGAGCUGGAUGACAGUGACCUGGCUCUGUUUGUGGCCGCUAUUAUCUGCUGUGGAGACCGACCAGGCCUGGUGAAUGUGGCGCACAUCGAGCGAAUGCAGGAGAGCAUUGUGCAGGUGCUACAGCUCCAUCUGCUGGCCAAUCAUCCAGACGACACUUUCCUCUUCCCCAAGUUGCUGCAGAAACUGGCUGACCUCCGGCAGCUAGUCACUGAGCAUGCACAGCUGGUGCAGGAGAUCAAAAAGACAGAGGACACGUCGCUUCACCCACUCCUGCAGGAGAUCUACAGAGACAUGUACUGAGGAUUGUGGAUGAAUAACCAGGAGAAGCACUCUAUAAACCAUCUCCUUUUUUCAGGGACAAAAGAAGAAGAGUCCUCUAUAAGCUAGGGUUGAACCACUUAAACCCCGCUAAUGCAGCAAGAAUUAGCUUUCAUCAGCACAAGAGGUCUUGUUUAGGCCCAAGCAAGGAGCUGUUGAUUCUCUUGGUUUGACACAGUGCUCUCCACUCCAUUGUGUGGACCUUCCCAGGCAGAAAAAUCAUGUGUGCAAAGAUGUGAUGUACAGCUGAUUGAGCCCCUACCUAGAUACCAGUGUAUGCAAUCUCUGACCAAACCCUAAAUGCUAAUUUAAAGUCUUUGAGGUUAUCCCCAUCCUGACCCUCAAAAAUGAGGAAAGAAAGUGAACUUCAUAGUCACCACUCCAGCAGUAUGUUUGAAAGUAGAUUUUUAUACUCUUAUUAAAGAGCCAUAUACAUUCACAGUUAAUAACAUCCAAAUGAUUUCCGUGGCAGCAGCAACACAGUAAUGGUACAGUUUUCAAGCAAGGCAGCUUCUGCCAAAUUGGCGAUCAGUAAAGGGUGGUUAUCCACAUACCAGCCCUCCAGCAAGUUUCUUCUCCUUUUUAUACCCAGAAACACAACUGACUGGCUCCUGAACAUAAUCAUGUAUUUUUACUGUAAGUCUUCUAAGCCAUACUUUGUUUGUAAUGAUAGUGGAAAUGAUCAGUGUCUUUCAUACACCUUACUCUUCUUAACAAAACAGCACUAAGACUUGGUAUUGAUUGUCCCCGUUUAUUACACAACUUGUACUCGAACUGUUCAGGCAAUAGUAUUUUUGCACUUCAGAAUAAGGUAGCAAAAAAGUUGAAAGAAAAGAAGAAGUUUAUGAAAUGGCCACAGGCACAGAUUCACUGUGUAUAUGCAUCACAAUGCACAUCUGAAGCACAAACACGCCUGCAAUAUGUUAAUGUGACACUGUUUUAUACUGGACCUCUCUUGAAUGCCUUUUUCGCAAAACACAUGCACAGACUUUUGGCACUCUAUCCUGUUUUGUGUCCUGGUAUUCAAGGGCUAACACCAAGAUAAACCGCAUUACAACCUUAAUACAGGCAGACUUAGGACAGAUUUGCUGGGAAUUAAUUCAUCAGUUUCUUAAUUUCUUGCUCACUGAAGCCCUGUUCCUCAAAUUCUCACAUCUCGUUAUUUUUUCUCUCAUUAAGUGAGAGUGUCUCUCUCCUCUUUCUCUUUGUCAGUCCCUCUGCCUUCUUUUGUGUUUUACCGGCUGUGUUUGGUCCUCAUAACAGAUGCUGCUGAUUAAGAUUCAGGAGUCUUUUGUGCACAUUUUUUAUAUGAUGGCAAAUGAAAUACAUUACUCUUUUCUUCUUUGAAGAAAAGAAUAAUGGUUCUGCGUUGGUCAUUUGUGGCAAACAGUCAAGCCAAAAGAAGAAGGUAAACACAAGCUUGUGGCCACCUGCAUUUAUCUGAUUCAGUGAGUAAGUUAAAGCCAGUCAGACUUUUGACACAGCUAAAAAAAUUACUCUAGACAUUUUUCACAAUUGGACAAAGUGAUGGAUGAAGACCAAAUACAUUUCCAUAUGGUAUAAUUUAGAUGUUUUGUCCUCUGUUAUAAAUGUGUGUGCGAAAAGACCACUCCUGUAUUUUGUUGUCAUACUGCCUUCUGUAAAAAAGAAAAAAAAAAACGUUCUACACAGAAGACCAACCGUAAAGUCGAAAAAAGGUGAAAACAUGCAUGUCUGAUAGCUUGGAUAACAUAUAUGUGGAUCUGUGAGAGAAUGCUUCCCCUCCCAUCUGCUUAUCCAACCAAAAUUUCCUAAAAUCAUCAUCAGUUUGUUGAAAUCACAAGAAAUGGACCUUGUGUUUAUAAUUGUAUAAACAGAGUGUACUGUACAUAGCUGAAAUGAUCACACUGACUUGCCCCAACUUUUAACUCUUGAGGUAUACAAGGUACUAAUGAUGAUCAAAUUUUGUAUUCCUCUGUUUGGUAAAUACUUUUAAAUGUUUGAAAUUUUACAGUAAAUGUAGGUAUGUACUGUAUGUUCUUUUUGCUUAAAUGCCACAUAAUCAUGUUUUAAUUGAAUUGGAUCAUAUUUUUAUACUAAAGUAUAUAUGUAUGACUAAAUCAGAUAAUUGUUUAUUUGAAACGGCACGAUUGAAGAGUGCAAGAGUGUAAAUAGACUUAAUGGUAAUAGGGCAACUGGUAAUCUGAAUAUCCAUAGAUCUGAAUCCCACUGGGGACAUUCCUUUUGUUAGUCGCUGUUUUCUAGAAAGAGAACCAUCAAGGCUACAAUAUGAAUUCAGUUCAUUUCAACUGUACUUCACCUGUAAAAUUUACUGAAAACUGAACGCGUACAAGGGCUGUGCAGGGCUGCACUAGCUGACAGCUUUGAGUAGUUGACUAAAACUUGACCUCCAUGACCUCCGAAUACAAUGAAAACUACAUUUAUCAUUUGAAACGUCAAGCUACAACUCAGCACUGAUCAUACAAUACUGGUCUCCUCUUUUUAUACUCUGUUCUCAGGUUGCACAUUAAAACAGCAAAUGGGGUAAUUAAUAUAUGCACAGAAUUUCAUCAUCAUUAUCAGAAAUACUCCAUAGUUGCCUCUUCAUAUUGAACAAACCAAUCUUUAUGUUUUUGUUCACACAUCUUUAUUGGUCAAAUAGAGACAGUGAACGCACUCGUAAUUUGCCAUUACAUCACAUGCUAUUACAGUAAAGAGGAUGCAGUAAUGAAAAUGCAGUAUAUAUUGUUUUAUAGUCCUAUUUUGUCAUGCUUUUUUGUCUGACUCCUCACUCGCUGCUAUAUUGUACUAACUCACCUAACAUUUCUUAUGCCAUGAGUAGAUUACCGACACGUCAAGCUGCCUCUUACUUAUUAUAUUUCCUCACAGAAUGUCAGUCACACUUGCAGAAUUCAUUGAACGCAGCUCGUUUUUUUUUUUCCCGUGCAUACUCCUGGGACUUGGAUUUCCCAAAUAUGCUCGGGGGAUUAACCACAAACAAUCUGUGCCUUAGCGUGUGUCCAUGCCAUACAACACUAGAGAU